Molecule: messenger RNA, 1464 nt
Organism: Capsicum annuum
Lineage: Eukaryota; Viridiplantae; Streptophyta; Magnoliopsida; Solanales; Solanaceae
Product: (3aS,4S,5R,7aS)-5-hydroxy-7a-methyl-1-oxo-octahydro-1H-indene-4-carboxyl-CoA dehydrogenase
Exons: 6
Coding region: 168-1235 (355 amino acids)
Molecular function (GO): nitronate monooxygenase activity
Source: RefSeq, a predicted model, not a curated record
AAUCUAAUCCACCUCAAAUACAUUUUCCACUACUACUUUUCUUGUCUUGUGCUGUAGAUAGACGUAGUGGCUUACGCAAAAAUCACAUUAGCAGACAACUUGUUACCGUAUUUUAAUUAAAAAAAAAAAAAAAAACUUGAUAAUAGGCAGAUGCCAUUUGUCAUAUCAUGGUCGUAGUAUGGAGUAUAAAAAUGUCCAAUUUUUGGUGCCUAUUUUGGGCGAGAAAGAAGACUAUGGGUUGGAAAGGAAUAUUGGGUUUUGAGUAUGGGAUAGUGCAGGCACCCCUGGGACCUGAUAUCUCAAGUCCACAUCUUGUUGCUGCUGUUGCUAAUUCUGGUGCUCUUGGUUUUCUCAGAGUCCCUGAUUGGGAAGAUCCUGAUUAUGUGAGAGAGCUCAUAAGGAAGACAAGAACCUUAACUAACAAACCAUUUGGGAUAGGUGUUAUUCUUGCAUUUCCUCAUAAGGAAAAUGUAAAAGCUAUACUGGAUGAGAAGGUUGCAGUACUGCAGCUAUAUUGGGGUGAAUGCUCAAAGGAGUUGGUUCUUGAAGCUCAUAAAGCUGGGGUCAAAGUUGUACCCCAAAUUGGCAGCUAUGAAGAAGCAAAGAGAGCUGCUGAUGCUGGUGUAGAUGCAAUUAUUGUCCAAGGUCGUGAAGCAGGAGGCCAUGUAAUUGGCCAGGAUGGCUUAAUCACCUUAUUGCCUAGAGUAGUCGAUCUUGUUCGUGGUCGUGACCUUGUAGUAAUUGCUGCUGGAGGAAUAGUGGAUGAACGAGGUUAUGUUGCUGCUCUGGCCCUUGGUGCACAAGGUGUUUCAUUAGGUACCAGGUUUCUUGCAACCGAGGAGAGCUAUGCUCACCCAACAUACAAGAGGAAGCUGAUUGAAUUUGAUCAAACAGAGUACACAGACAUAUUUGGUCGUGCUAGGUGGCCAGGGGCACCACAUCGUGUUCUGGCAACCCCGUUCUUCAUGGAAUGGAAGGAGCUCCCAAAUCACGAGAAUGAAUCAAAUCAACCUGUCAUUGGCCGCACUAUCAUACAUGGCAGGGAAAGAGAGGUUCGUCGCUUUGCUGGUACAGUUCCAAAUGCCACAACCACUGGAGAUAUAGAAAGCAUGGCGAUGUAUGCUGGUCAGAGCAUUGGUCUUAUCAAGGAAAUUCUACCCGCAGGUGAAGUGAUAAAUAGGAUUGUUGAAGGGGCUCAACGACUGAUUGAUCAACAAUUUGCGCCUGCGCAUUAAGUCAUCAGGACAGAACAACUAGGUACCAAAUUAUAAGGUUGUCAUUUCGGGCCUUUUGCUGGUUUGUAAGGUAUGAGAUGAACUGACCACACAUUAUGUGCCAAGAGUUCAUUCAAAUAAAAUUCAGAAAAGGAAAUACAAUAAGGAAAAGAAGAAAUUAUACAUGUAUAAAGAGUAUAGUGAUCAGUUAGAAAUAGGAGUAGCGUUUUACUACCCCUCCUUUUUUCCA